CUCUUCAUAUAUACACACAUAUCUAUACAGUACAGUUUAGUUUUAAAGAAAAAUAUAAUAUAAUGGAAGGCAAGAACGUGUCGACGCACCCGGACGUUCCCGGCGAGGCAACCCAUACCGGCACCUCCCUCCUGGAAACCGCCACCGCCGCUAUCCAGGGUUUCGGCCCCAUCAACAAGAUCCACCAACACCUCUGCGCGUUUCAUUUCUACGGCCACGACAUGACGCGGCAGGUGGAGGCGCACCACUUCUGCGGCCACCAAAACGAGGAAUUCCGGCAGUGCCUGAUCUACGACAGCCCGGGCGCCGACGCCCGCCUCAUCGGGCUAGAAUACAUCAUCACGGAGGCGCUGUUCUUGACCCUCCCGGACGGCGAGAAGAAGCUGUGGCACUCGCACGAGUACGAGGUGAAGAGCGGGGUGCUGUUCAUGCCGGGCAUGCCCGGUCCCAUCCAGCGCAAGGACAUGGAGUUAGUGUGCAAAACAUACGGUAAGGUUAUACACUUUUGGCAGGUGGAUCGCGGCGAUAACCUCCCCCUGGGUAUUCCUCAGAUCAUGAUGGCACUCACCAGAGAUGGUCAACUCUAUGACACCCUUGCUCAAGAUGUUGAGAAGCGUUACAAGAUAUCCUUUGCGGAGGAGAAGGAGAAAAGGGCGUACAUAAGGGGGUUGGACAAUGGUAUUCAUCCCCUGGCGAACGCAGGGGGAGUUGGGAUCCAAACAGUCCUUAGAGAGGUGGAUUGCAUCAAUAAUAAGCCUGUAAACUCCUCUACUGCUCCACCAAGAAUCUUUGUUUAACACUUUCAUCCGCAGUGUUCCUAGUGUUCGUAGGGUUGGUGUCUAGUGUUCAUUUAUAGAGUUUAGAUGUACUGUACACAGGAUAAUAUCACGUUGAGAAUGAAUAAUUAAUAAGCAAUAUAUGUCUACAACGAGAAAUAAAAAGGGGUGGAUCGUUCAUUUA
Messenger RNA from Ipomoea nil (Japanese morning glory), 960 nucleotides. RefSeq names its product oil body-associated protein 1A-like. The record is from RefSeq and is a predicted model, not a curated record. NCBI's taxonomy places the organism in Eukaryota, Viridiplantae, Streptophyta, Magnoliopsida, Solanales, Convolvulaceae. The transcript is spliced from 3 exons. Bases 63 to 797 code for a protein of 244 amino acids.